AAAGUGCCGUUCCCAGUCUAACACGAAACUCCCUUUCCACGGUACGACUACUUUGGAAGGUAAGCAGUAACUUGCAGCCCAAUCAACCUGCCCAGCCGCUUUUUCUAUACCCAUUAAUCACCCUUCAAGAUUCAAGCUUGUUUGUCUUCUCCACACAAACCCGAGAAAGAAAAAAGAAAAGAUGAGUACCAAUUGAGUUGUUGAAAGAAUUUCUCUUCCUUUACUUCCUCAGCAGACAGCAGCGCCAUGGCAACUUUCUUUGAAGUCCCACAUCAUCAAAAAGUAAUCUUGACCGGAGUCGAUUCGAUUUUUAGGUGUUUUAUAAGGUUUACCACAGUUGAACAAAAUAUCAGGGAAAAAGUUUACAGAGCCAAAGUUGAUGGGUCCGAAACAGCUGAUGGAACAGGAUCCGGGAGAGUUGGAUGUCAGCAAACUGCAUCCUCUCUCUCCCGAGAUAAUUUCUUAUCAACCAACAAUAAAUAUUGGCCUUAUUGGUCAUGUGGCGCAUGGCAAAACGACCGUUGUAAGAGCAAUCUCUGGCAUCAGGACUACCCGUUUCAAGUGUGAACUGGAGCGGAACAUUACUGUUAGACUUGGAUAUGCAAAUGCAAAAAUAUAUAAAUGUGAAGAUGAGCGCUGUCCUCGGCCUCUGUGUUACAAGGUGUAUGGAAGUGACAUGGUUGAUGAUCCUCCGUGUGAUGUACCCGGUUUUGAGAAAUCCAAGAUGAAACUGCUGAGACAUGUCUCUUUUGUUGACUGCCCGGGACAUGAAAUAUUUAUGACUAGGAUGCUCAGUGGGGCAACAGUAAUGGAUGGAUCACUCCUCCUAAUAGCUGCUAAUGAGAGUUUCCCCCAGCCUCAAACACUUGAGCAUUGGUCUGCAGUAGAUCUUCUGAAAAUUCAAAAUCUCAUCCUUCUUCAAAAUAAGGUGGAUCUUGUUCAGGAGGAGGUGGCCAGGAAUCAAUAUCAAGCGAUUCAGAAAUAUGUAAAGGGAACUGUCGCAUCUAAUGCACCAAUACUACCAAUUUCUGCCCAGUUGAAUUACAACAUGGAUGUGGUGUGUGAAUAUAUUAUGAAAAAGAUAUCUGUUCCAGUUCGAGAUUUUGUUUCACCGCCACAGAUGAUUGUGAUUCGCUCGUUUGAUGUUAAUAAGCCUGGUUGCGAAGUUCUUGAGCUGAAAGGAGGGGUUGUAGGUGGAAGCAUCACCAAGGGUGUUCUGAAGGUAAACCAAAUUAUUGAGCUCCGUCCAGGGAUUCUGGGGAAAGAUGCCAGCGGCAACUUGAGAUGUAGUCCCAUUUAUACCAGAGUAGCUUCACUUCACUCUGAACAGAAUAAACUUCAAAUUGCUGUCCCUGGUGGCCUUAUUGGGGUUGGCACAACAAUGGAUCCUGCACUGUCACGCAGUGAUCGGUUGGUUGGUCAAGUUCUUGGUCAGGUCGGGACACUACCUGAAGUUUAUACUGAAAUCAAGAUUGCAAACACACAUCUUUUGAGCAAACUUUUAGGAGUGACAAUGAAUGGCACGGCACAGGGAAAAGUUGGUGGUCUUAUAAAGGGAGAAAUUCUGCUGCUGAACGUUUCAUCCAUGGCAACCGGGGCUGAAGUUCUUAAAGUGAAGGAUAAGCAUGCAAAAUUACGCCUCAAAGCACCAGUAUGCACGAGUCUAGGAGAGAAGGUGGUCUUAAGUCGCCGCAUACAAGGGCAUUGGCGACUCAUUGGUUGGGGCGUAAUUAAAGAUGGAAUUACACUCGAUAUACUUGCUGCGACACCGGACCUUACAUGAAUAGGAAAACUAUAAUAAGUUCAUUUCAUAGAGCAAUUGUCACUGCCUUUACCUUGAAACCAUGCAGAUUUGUGCUUCUUUCUGUUGCUAGGCAUCGUGAUUUUUUCGCUGCUAUAGAACCAAGGACAUAAUUUCUUGAUAAUUGAAUUUUCUUUCUUUAUGAUGAACAUGAAUUCUUGACCAUCAGAAUAAAAGUGGUAGCGUCUUUGCGUCGAAC
Molecule: messenger RNA, 2000 nt
Organism: Coffea arabica (coffee)
Lineage: Eukaryota; Viridiplantae; Streptophyta; Magnoliopsida; Gentianales; Rubiaceae
Product: eukaryotic translation initiation factor 2 subunit gamma-like
Biological process (GO): formation of translation preinitiation complex
Cellular component (GO): cytosol; eukaryotic translation initiation factor 2 complex
Molecular function (GO): tRNA binding; GTP binding; translation initiation factor activity
Source: RefSeq, a predicted model, not a curated record